Messenger RNA from Aspergillus pseudonomiae, 1698 nucleotides. RefSeq names its product CAIB/BAIF family enzyme. Gene Ontology annotation, molecular function: catalytic activity. The record is from RefSeq and is a predicted model, not a curated record. The transcript has 4 exons. The coding region runs from base 1 to 1698 and encodes 565 amino acids. Lineage: Eukaryota; Fungi; Ascomycota; Eurotiomycetes; Eurotiales; Aspergillaceae.
AUGGGGAGUGUGUAUUCACCUGUCCGUGAGACAGGGCGUAUCUUUUCCUACCUCUGUGACCAAGCCGAGCGUCUCAAUCUUCCUUCAGAGGUUGUAGAAAACAAGAAUGCAGUAUCCUUCGACUCUGCGCACGAUGAGAUCUACUAUCCCAUUCCUUUCAAAGAGACAGAAACUCUGGCUGCCUUGAAAGGUGUCGAAGGAUCCGUGGCAGCUGCAAUCGCGAACCUGCGCUAUGGGCCCCAAAAGCGUGAUGUGAAGGUUAACCUUGAGCGAGCAACAGCUUUUGGUUGCCAGGCUUAUAUGGCAAAAGUUGACGGACUGUCUAAGCUGGACCCAGAGGUCAAAAAGAAGUUGAAAGAUACCGAUUUGCUUGCGGCGCAGUCCAAUGGUUACCGUCGGAUGUCUGCGAAUUUAUACAAAACUAAGAACGAGGGCGAAUACUUCCAUAUCCAUGGCUCCCUCGAGGCCACGACAACACUGAAUAUGAUUGGAUUGGAUGGUCACCGUCCAGAUCUGACAGACUACGAAGAGAUCAUUAAAGUCAUUGAGAGUCAAGUACAGAAAUACACAGCUGCAGAGUUGGAAGAGAUGAAUAAAGCGAGAAAGCAAGCUGGUGUGACAGCUUUUAAAUACGAAGACUUCAUCAAAACUCCACAUGGUGAACUUAACGUUCAACAACCCGCAUGGAAGGUGUCCCGCCUCAAGGGUGACCUGCCUCCCACACCCUUUCCCGCUAGUCGUCCUGGGAGCAAGAAGAUUCUUGAAGGAAUUAAAGUCCUGGAGCUCUGCCGCAUCAUUGCCGGGCCCACCGUUGCACGCAUCUUGACCGAGUAUGGAGCAGAUGUUUUGAAGAUCACCAGUCCGAGCCUCUCUGAUGUGCCAUUCUUCCAAGUGGAUGGUAACAUGGGAAAGCACGCUGCUGAUUUGGACCUGAAAACAGAAGAAGGACGACGCCAGUUUGAAGAGCUUUUGGCUGACGCAGAUGUGGUCGUGGAUGGAUAUCGCCCAGGGGCCAUUGAGAAACUAGGAUAUGGCCCUGAAGCUCUUUCCUCCCUGGCAGAGAAACGUGGAAAGGGAAUCGUGUACGUGAAUGAGAACUGCUUUGGGUAUGAGGGAGAAUGGGCUGGCCGCGCAGGCUGGCAACAGAUUGCGGACUGCGUGACCGGUGUUGCCUGGGCACAGGGACAAUUUAUGGGACUGUCGAACCCGGUGGUGCCCCCAUUCCCUAUUUCAGACUAUGGCACUGGUUGCAUGGGUGCCAUUGCCGCGUUGACUGGGCUCUACCACAGAGCGAAAACUGGCGGCUCCUACCAUGGAAAAGCGUCUCUGAUGCACUACGAUCUACUGCUCUUUGCUGUAGGAAAAUACUCCGAGGAGGUGCAGGAGAAAAUGCGAGCUGCGCAGCCCCCAGAAUUCUUCAAGCUGAGACACUGUGAUAGCGUGGACCGCAUCUCAUCGACUGUUCUGAAGAUCAUGCAGGCCCGGUUCCCUCAUCUCUACGAUAGUACCUCGGGACAAGAGGCGCUCACAGAGAAAUGGUACUCCAAGGCCUACAACGCGGAUAUUGAGGUUGUCCGACCAAUCUGUGAAAUUGAUGGUGUCGAAAACAAGUUCGAGAGAGCUUCUCGACCCAACGGAACCGACCGGGCGAGCUGGGAGGAUUUCAGAGAGGUCGAAGAAGAUCGUAAGAAGGCUUAA